This is a messenger RNA of Striga hermonthica, 1311 nucleotides long. Lineage: Eukaryota; Viridiplantae; Streptophyta; Magnoliopsida; Lamiales; Orobanchaceae. The record is from the annotation of a GenBank genome assembly.
AUGGGCACGGUACAACUCCUGAAGGGAAACGUCCAAAAUCUUUCCUCCGACCAAGAUGAUCAUCAAACAAAAAUCCCUUCUCCCAGGCCCCCUCACGUGCUGAUGUCAGUGGACGGAGAAACCUCGCCGACCGUGGCUCUAGAGAGAGAAUUGGAGGAGGGAGAGGAAGACGACGAGGGUGUAAUGCUGAAAAGGCGAGAAAGAGACGAUGACGGCAUAAACAGCUGCAACGCCGCCCCGUCGCCGUCGCUGUGGUGUCGGAAAAUGGUCGUGGAGGAGGUGGCGAGGGUGCUGACCGGCGGGGAUCUGAAAGCAAGGAUCGAGGCUGCGAGGGACGUGAGGAGGCUCGUGAGGAAGUCCACCAGCGUUAAUGCCAAAUCAGCCGUCCGCUGCCGGUUCGCUGCAGCCGGAGUUAUCGAGCCGCUCGUUUCGAUGCUCCACGUCUCGUUUCCCCUCGCCGCCCGCGAGGCGGCGCUGCUCGCGCUUCUCAAUCUGGCUGCUCGCAAUCAGAGAAACAAGAUCAGGAUCGUGACAACUGGCGCAGUCCCACCCCUCCUCGACCUCCUCAAGCACCAAACCGACAACAUGCGGGAAUUAUCCACCGCCGCAAUCCUAUCACUAUCGUCUGCACCACCCAACAAGCCCACCAUAACAGCUUCUGGGGCCCAUGUUCAAUUGGUCCAGAUCCUGUGCACGGGCAGCGUUCAGGGACGGGUCGAUGCAGUCACGGCCCUCUACAACCUCUCCACCUCCGAGGACGAACUCAAACCGAACCUCGAUCCAAGGGCCGUGCCCCCACUAAUCGACCUCUUGAAAGAAUGCAAAAAAUACUCCAAAUUCGCCGAGAAGGCGAGUUUCCUCUUGGAGAUAUUCUCGGGCUCUGAAGAGGGCCGAAAUGCGAUUACUGAAUCGGAAGGUGGGAUUUUAACCUUGGUGGAGACUGUGGAAGACGGGUCCUCAUUCAGCAUGUUGUAUGCUGUGGGGGCAUUAUUGUCAUUGUGUAGGAGCUCACGGGACAAGUAUCGGGAGCUUAUUCUCAACGAGGGUGCUAUCCCGGGCCUUUUGCGCUUGACAGCCGAGGGUACCCCAACCGCCCAGGACCGGGCUCGGACAUUAUUGGAUUUGCUCAGGGAUUCGCCUCCUGAGAAGAGAAUGACCAUGUUGGAACUCGAGAGGAUUGUGUACGAUUUUGCUGCGCAUAUUGACGGGAAGGGCAAGGGCGUGGAGACUGCUAAGAGAUUGUUGCAUGAUAUGGCUCAGAAGAGUGCGGAGGCUGGGUUGAGCCGAGUGAAGAUCAAAACUUUGUCUUGA